Molecule: messenger RNA, 210 nt
Organism: Triticum turgidum subsp. durum (durum wheat)
Lineage: Eukaryota; Viridiplantae; Streptophyta; Magnoliopsida; Poales; Poaceae
Source: the annotation of a GenBank genome assembly
AUGUGCCGGCGGGCGGGCGGCAGCGUUGUUGUUGUUGCUUUUGGAUUGCGUCGGUCGCUGACGGGCAGUCUAUCUUGUGGGUUGCAGGAGGGGAGGAGGGGGACGAGGACGGUGCAUGUGCGGAACAUCUCAGAUCUGGCCGGGGAGCGGGAGGUGCGGGAGUUCUUGUCCUUCUCCGGUGAAAUCGAGCACGUCGACAUCAGCCCAUGA